This is a messenger RNA of Caenorhabditis elegans, 4076 nucleotides long. RefSeq names its product TIR domain-containing protein (gene tol-1). The transcript is spliced from 14 exons. The record is from RefSeq and is marked reviewed. Gene Ontology annotation, biological process: signal transduction. Lineage: Eukaryota; Metazoa; Nematoda; Chromadorea; Rhabditida; Rhabditidae. The coding region runs from base 16 to 3681 and encodes 1221 amino acids.
CAUGACACAACGAAAAUGAGGAGAAAAAUGAAGUUAUUCCUAUUUUUAUUAUUAGUAAUUAAUAUAUGUCGGUCGGCCGCUGCUAACGGUGACGAAUGCCCGAAAUUCUGUAAAUGUGCUCCGGAUCCGGUGCAGCCGACGUCUAAACUCCUAUUAUGCGACUAUUCUUCGAAAAACACGACAAUUACACCUAUUGCGUCGUCGAAUUAUGAUCAGGUUGCUAAUAUUCGAUCACUAUUCAUAUCUUGUGAUAAUAAUAAUUUCCAAUUUCCGGAUGCCUACUUCAAGUCGUUAACCGCGUUGCAUCAUCUGCGGAUAGUGGGAUGCGAGACCACACAUUUCUCUGUGAAAUUGUUCGAAGAUUUGGCCGCUUUGAGAAGAUUGGAACUCGAUCAGAUCUCCACCGCCUCAACCUCUUUCGAAAUGACCGAAGACGUCCUAAUGCCGUUGGCUCGUCUCGAAAAGUUUUCCCUCACGAGAUCACGGAAUAUCGAGCUUCCACAGCGACUUUUGUGCUCUCUGCCGCAUUUACAGGUUCUGAAUAUCUCGUCAAAUGAGCUUCCAUCACUGCGAAGAGAGGAAUCGUGUGUCGCUCAGCAGCUUCUGAUCGUCGAUUUGUCUAGAAAUCGGCUCACCAACAUCGAGCAAUUCCUACGUGGCAUCCCGGCAAUCCGGCAAAUUUCGGUGGCUUACAACUCGAUCGCCGAGCUCGAUUUAUCGCUGGCAACUCCAUUUCUACAACAACUCGAUGCUGAAGCCAAUCGAAUCGUCGACUUGACGUCACUUCCAGGCACUGUUGUACACGUGAAUUUGGCUGGAAACGCGCUGAAAAGGGUGCCGGAUGCGGUAGCCGAGUUGGCGAGUCUUGUGGCGUUAAAUGUGUCGAGAAAUGAGAUUGAAGCCGGAAAUUCGUCGGUUUUUUCUUCCCCAGAACUCGAAAUGCUCGACGCCUCUUACAACAAAUUGGACAGUCUGCCCGUCGAAUGGCUUCAAAAAUGCGAAAAACGCAUUGCUCACCUCCAUUUGGAGCACAAUUCGAUUGAGCAGUUGACUGGUGGAGUGCUGGCGAAUGCGACUAAUUUACAGACGUUGGACCUUUCAUCGAAUCAACUUCGAGUUUUUCGAGACGAAGUACUUCCGGAGAAUUCGAAAAUUGGAAAUUUGAGACUUUCCAACAACUCUUUGGAGCUCCUCGAGCCGUCGAGCCUGAGCGGCUUGAAAUUGGAAUCCCUUGAUCUGAGUCAUAAUAAGCUGACAGAAGUGCCCGCCGCAAUUGGAAAAGUCGAGCAGCUGAAAAAAGUGGAUUUGAGCCAUAAUAGAAUUGCGAAGGUUUAUCAAUAUGUGCUCAAUAAGAUUAAGCAAUUGCAUACUGUUGAUUUGUCGAAUAAUCAGUUGCAAAGUAUCGGCCCCUACAUCUUCUCCGACAGUUCUGAACUUCAUUCCCUGGACGUGUCGAAUAAUGAGAUUUCACUGCUGUUCAAGGACGCUUUUGCGAGAUGCCCAAAGCUGAGGAAAAUUUCGAUGAAAAUGAAUAAAAUUAAAUCCCUCGACGAAGGUCUCACAGAAGCUUCCGGCCUCCGACGUCUCGACGUAUCUCAUAACGAGAUCCUCGUGCUGAAAUGGUCGGCUUUACCUGAAAACUUGGAGAUUCUCAACGCUGAUAACAAUGAUAUCAAUCUCCUGACCGCCGCCUCAAUGUCCCCAAGCACCGCAAACUUGAAGUCCGUUUCGCUUUCCAACAACGGCAUCACCAUAAUGAAUGCGGACCAGAUUCCGAAUUCGCUCGAGUCGCUGGACGUGUCGAAUAAUCGACUUGCAAAGCUCGGGAAGACAGCGUUGGCCGCGAAAUCUCAGUUGAGAAGGCUCAACUUGAAGGGCAAUCUGCUUACCGUAGUGGCCACCGAGUCGAUGAAAGUCGUAGAGGCUGUGCAUCCGUUGAAAGUGGAAAUCUCGGAGAAUCCUCUGAUCUGUGAUUGUCAGAUGGGAUGGAUGAUUGGUGGAGCGAAGCCAAAGGUUCUCAUUCAGGACUCUGAAACCGCAAGCUGUUCCCAUGCCGUUGAUGGGCAUCAGAUCCAGAUUCAAAGUCUCAGCAAGAAGGAUCUACUGUGCCCAUACAAAAGUGUAUGUGAGCCGGAAUGUAUCUGCUGUCAAUACGGAAAUUGCGAUUGCAAAUCCGUAUGCCCCGCCAAUUGCCGAUGCUUCAGAGAUGAUCAGUUUAAUAUCAACAUUGUCAGAUGCCACGGGAACUCAUCAAUGGUGCCCAAAAGAGAAUUCGUGGUCUCCGAGCUCCCGGUCUCUGCGACAGAGAUCAUUCUGAGCGGAGUCACCCUUCCACAGCUCCGAACUCACAGCUUCAUCGGAAGACUUCGUCUCCAGAGGCUUCAUAUCAAUGGAACCGGGCUCCGAUCCAUCCAACCGAAGGCUUUCCAUACUCUUCCAGCACUGAAGACGCUGGAUUUGUCGGAUAACUCGUUGAUCUCGCUGAGCGGGGAGGAAUUUCUAAAGUGUGGAGAAGUCUCGCAGCUUUUCCUCAAUGGAAAUCGAUUUUCCACGCUAUCCCGUGGAAUCUUCGAGAAGCUUCCGAACUUGAAAUAUCUGACACUUCAUAACAACUCCCUCGAAGACAUCCCUCAGGUUCUUCACUCGACGGCGCUCUCCAAGAUCUCCCUGUCAUCGAACCCCUUGAGAUGCGACUGCUCGGGAGGAUCCCAACAGCACCUUCACCAUCGUCGUGACCCAAAAGCUCAUCCAUUCUGGGAGCAUAAUGCGGCCGAGUGGUUCUCGUUGCAUCGGCAUCUUGUCGUUGAUUUCCCCAAGGUUGAAUGCUGGGAGAACGUGACGAAGGCCUUCCUGACGAACGAUACGACAGUGCUGAGCGCCUAUCCACCUAAUAUGGGAAAUGACGUCUUUGUGAUGCCUAUUGAAGAAUUCCUGCGCGACUACAACUCAACAAUCUGUGUUCCAUUCUCAUCUGGAUUCUUUGGACAAGACCCUCAGAAUAGUAUACUCUUUGUAAUAAUAACUAUAUCGAUUGCUGUUCUCCUCUGUGUCCUCGUUAUUCUCGCAAUUUCAUUUAUUCGAAAAUCUCACGACGCAAUCAAUCAACGAAGAUACAAAGCAUCAUCUCUAAAUUGUUCAACAUCAGCCGGCUCGUCGCCUCUUCCGGUUCCGCUGUUGAGUUAUCACGCAUUUGUGAGCUAUUCGAAGAAGGACGAGAAAAUGGUGAUUGAUCAAUUGUGUCGACCGCUGGAAGAUGAAGAUUAUCAGUUGUGCCUGUUGCAUCGGGAUGGGCCGACUUAUUGCUCGAAUUUGCACGCGAUAUCUGAUGAACUCAUAGCUCAGAUGGACUCGUCGCAAUGCUUGAUUCUUGUGUUGACUAAACACUUUUUGGAGAACGAGUGGAAAACGCUGCAGAUUAAGACCUCCCACCAACUAUUCGCCAAAAACCGUGCAAAACGAGUGAUCGCCGUGCUCGGCGACGGUGUGGACGCGAAUCUGCUGGACGAUGAGCUCGGACAGAUUCUACGGAAGCACACGAGAAUCGAGAUGCGGAGCCAUUUAUUCUGGACACUUUUGCACUCAUCACUUCCAUCACGACUUCCAUUACCAUCGAAUAGUGGCGAUGAUUCGUCUCAACUAUAUUCGGAUAUCUAUGGAAUUGUGCCUUCCGAUGUUGUUUAGCUUACAGUUUUCCCGUUUAGGUCACAGUUUUUAGUAUUUUUUUUCCUCUUCCAAAUGUACGAGUUUCCAUUAUUCACGAGGUUUCUUUUUCACCCCCAAUUCUUCUGUGCACAAUUUGCCAUUUUUUGAAUUUUUACAACAAUACCGGUACUAUAUUUUUCGAUUUUCUUUCUUUUUCUAUGAAUCUUGCCAUCAUUCUCUAAUAAUUGACCAGCGAUUAUAUUUUUGAUUUAAUAAUUGAAUAUUCUCGUUUUUCAGUUCAAAUUAUUGCUUUUUUCUGUCACCACAAAUUCAAAUUCUCGUCCUACCCUGUGUGAUCUUCUGUAAUAUAUAUAUAUUAAUAAUCGUCGUUUCUUCUUGUUGUCAUUUGCGGAUGCUUAUGAAGCUUGUAUUUU